Cyprinus carpio (common carp) is the source of this 680-nucleotide messenger RNA. Its product is annotated as parvalbumin, thymic-like. Gene Ontology annotation, molecular function: calcium ion binding. Lineage: Eukaryota; Metazoa; Chordata; Actinopteri; Cypriniformes; Cyprinidae. The record is from RefSeq and is a predicted model, not a curated record. Gene Ontology annotation, cellular component: cytoplasm; nucleus.
GUCAGGUGGUGUAAAGGACACAGCUGCAGCUGACAUUCAAACACUGGUGGUUUUUGACAUCAUGUAGUGAUGGUCAGACUGCAGGUUUUGCUGGUAACCUCAGCGAAGGUACUGCUGCAAGUACAGGCCUUGGAUUUUCCUCAGAUCCAUUGGGAAAUGCCUAUCACAGACGUUUUGGCUGCCUCUGAUAUUUCAACUGCCAUCAAUGCAUGUAAAGCAAAGGAUUCUUUCAGCCCAAAGACAUUUUUUGCAACAGUAGGCUUGUCAAAGAAGUCUCCUCCUGAGAUAGAGAAGGUCUUUAAAAUGUUGGACCAGGACAAGAGUGGGUUCAUUGAACAGGAUGAGCUACAGUUGUUUCUGCAGAACUUCUCUAAAGGGGCUCGUGCACUAACAGCAGCUGAAACCAAGGCCUUCCUCAUGGCUGGAGACAUGGAUGGGGAUGGGAAGAUCGGCUGGGAAGAAUUUUCAGCCCUCGUUAAUGCUUCCUGAGACCAGCUGUGACUGUCAAACAUGGCAAAGAAAAAAUGAUGAGCUUUGCCACUAGUCUUGUCACUUAGUAGUUUUCAAAGCUGAAUUGUCCAGGAUUGUGCACUGUCUUCUAUGUUUCACUGUAAUGUUAUUGUAUUAACUUAGAAAAUCUACAAGAGAAAAGAACACAAAAUAAAGAAAAUUCAACAAUA